AUGCCCAUCUUGUCAAGGAACUAUGCGUCCAGCAAAUGGUGCCUCGUCGAGCUCACUAAGAUGGUUACAAUGGCAUCAAAGUCGGACAGCACGAAAGAGAUUCUCCCCAUUUAUCUUCACGUGAAUUCGGAUGACAUCAAGCUCAAGACUCCGCUGUAUCACGACGCGUUCGUACAGCACGAGAGGAACUUUGGAGCAGACCAAGUGAAGGUGUGGCGUGACGCCCUCAUGGAGGUUGAGGAAAUAAAGCGAUGGAGCUUGAAAACUUAUAUAGGCUAUGGCAAACUCAUUAAAGAGAUCGUCCAGGAGGUCCUGAUUAAGCUGAACGCCAGAUAUAAGAAUGUGACCGAACAUUUAGUCGAAGAUCAUGUUCAGAUUGAUGCGAUAAUGAAGCUGUUGGAGGUUGACUACAGUGGCGUGCGUUUUGUGGGAGUCCAUGGAAUAGGUGGUAUUGGUAAGACAACACUUGCAAAAGUCAUUUACAACAAAUUAUAUUCUCGUUUUGACCGCUACAGUUUCCUCGAAAAUGUCCAAGAGAUCUCCAGAAGAUCGGACGGUAUCAUCUACUUGCAGAAGCAACUGCUGUCAAGCAUCCUCCAUUCGACGUGCAGCAACAGUAUUUUUGUUCGUGACAAUGACCAAGGGAUUGGCAUGAUAAAGAAGGCACUUUGUGACAAGAAAAUCCUCAUUGUGCUCGAUGAUGUGGAAAAAAAGGAGCAGCUCAAAAAGCUAGUUGGGAAGAGCGAUUGGUUUGAAAACGGAAGCAGGGUCAUUAUAACAACUAGGAACAUGAGCGUCCUGACCGACCGGACUGAAAGAUUAGAGGUCGACGCUGUCCCAAAUCGACAUGAAGGAAUCUUGACAUAUGAAGUCAAGGAAAUGAGAUUCAGUCAAGCGCUUCAGCUAUUCUGCCGACAUUCCUUUAGAAGAGACUUUCCUACAGAAGAUUACAAUAUCCUAUCAAGACAGAUCAUCUUGAUUUUAGGAAGCUGCCUUUGGCUAUCGAGAGUCCUCCUUCUUAGGUCCUUGAUAAAUAUUGGAGAUGAUAAUAAGUUUUCAAUGCAUGACCAAGUUAGGGAUCUUGGAAGGCACAUUGUCUACGAAGAGAAUUGCAGAUUUCCUGGCAAGCGUAGCGGGGCAAGUGAAGAAAUAGAAGCACCGAGUCGAGCUAUAAUGGUCAAAGUGAUGGUGGUGGCUAUACCUUCACUGAUGAAGAAUUACAGAGACUACGGAGUCUAA
Molecule: messenger RNA, 1239 nt
Organism: Eucalyptus grandis
Lineage: Eukaryota; Viridiplantae; Streptophyta; Magnoliopsida; Myrtales; Myrtaceae
Product: disease resistance protein RPV1-like
Exons: 4
Coding region: 1-1239 (412 amino acids)
Biological process (GO): defense response; signal transduction
Molecular function (GO): ADP binding
Source: RefSeq, a predicted model, not a curated record